GUCGAAAUCGGCUUGGGUAAUACCGACAAUCGUUUCCCAACGGGGAACAAUGAGCUAUUAUUACGAGGCGCAAUCGGCUGGAAUAAGGACGAACACAGCUUGGACAAGAAGGGCGCAAGCAAAGCCGACGUUACGAACCUUCUUGAGAGUGCCGGGUUCAGCAAGUCGAACCCAUACUAUAUCGUCCCCCAAGGCCGUAUCACCGCCCUGACCAAUGCGAAAGACCAUGAGCGCCUCGCUCUUCUCAAAGAGGUGGCUGGCACUAAGGUCUAUGAACAACGCCGCACCGAAUCCCUCCGCAUCAUGUCCGAGACAGAGGCCAAGCGGUCCAGGAUCAGCGAACUGCUCGAUUACAUCGACACGCAUCUUACAGAGCUCGAAGAAGAGAAGGAGGAGUUGAAAGAGUUCGAGGAGAAAGAUAAGGAUAGGCGGUGUUUGGAGUACGCGCUUUGUCAGAGGGAGUUGGAGGAAGUCGCGGCUGCGUUGGAGGAGAUUGAGGAGGAGAGGCGGGGAGAGGUUCAUGGUGCGAAUGUGAGAAGGGAACAGUUUGCGGAUCGGGAGCAGAGGAUACAAGUACGUUCUUCUCCCACU
Stereum hirsutum FP-91666 SS1 is the source of this 591-nucleotide messenger RNA. RefSeq lists its product as uncharacterized. Lineage: Eukaryota; Fungi; Basidiomycota; Agaricomycetes; Russulales; Stereaceae. Gene Ontology annotation, molecular function: double-stranded DNA binding; cohesin loader activity. The transcript is spliced from 2 exons. Gene Ontology annotation, biological process: mitotic sister chromatid cohesion. The annotation marks the transcript as partial. The record is from RefSeq and is a predicted model, not a curated record.